CAGGAGGGGGCGGGAAAAGCCGGGGGAGCGGCAACAGGAGGCCUAUCCCGAGCGCUCGUGUUUGCGCGCGUGUUGCAAGAAACGCGCGAGGGCCAAGGCGAGCCGCUGAGGGGAAAGUCAGCCUGAGCCCGAGGUCUUUCCAGGCGUGGGCCCUCUUAUCUCUGCGGCAUGUGGCUCGGUCACGGAGGUUAUGACAGCAAUUAUGGCAAUACUAGCUAUUCACAAUCACCUGGAGGAUUUACAUCGCCUUCUGCAACCCAGAGUGAAAAGAAAUCAAGGUCAAGAUCACAGAAUAUUGUUCCCUGUACAGUAUCACAACUAUUUUCAGCUGAACAAGUGGAUGACGUUUUCAGGGUCCGUGAAGUUGAACUUUCACAAGUUAUUAUUGUGGGCAUAAUCAGGCAUGCUGAAAAAGCACCGACAAAUAUUCUCUACAAAGUGGAUGACAUGACUGCGGCCCCAAUGGAUGUGAGGCAGUGGGUCGACACUGAUGAGGAGGGCAGUGAAAAUGUGGUUGUUCCACCAGGAACCUAUGUGAAAGUGGCUGGUCAUCUGCGAUCUUUCCAGAACAAAAAGAGCCUGGUUGCAUUCAAGAUUAUGCCCCUAGAGGAUAUGAACGAAUUUACUGCACAUCUGCUUGAAGUUGUCAACGCACACUUGAUCCUCAGAAAAAGCAACAUGCCCAAAUCUACGAAGAUGCCUCAGUCCUUCGGUGUAUUUGAGAUGAGCAGUGUAUCAAAAGCUGGAGGAAGUGAUACCUUGCCAAUGCAUGGUCUUACACCACACCAGAGCCAGGUUCUGAAUUUGAUUAAAAGCUGCAUGACUACUGAAGGGAUAAGUCUUCAUGAUCUGAAAUCUCAGUUGCAUAGUAUUAACCUGCAGACGCUCAAGAAAGCUGUUGAGUUUCUUAGCAGCGAGGGACAUAUAUAUUCCACUAUUGAUGAUGAGCAUUUCAAGUCUACAGAUGCUGACUAAGGUCUGAUUGAUUUAUAAUAAUCUGGGUCCAAAGUUUUAUUAGAUCCAAGACUGUUUUCCCUGAUUUAGGUCUCGAAGUACUAUUGAUGGUGAUACAUAGAUUGAAUGGGACACGCCUUCAGCAGAUGCCUUCAUCCACGCUGUUCCUUUUGCCGUGGCUUAAAUCUGUCUUUCAGCUUUCUGUGCCUUUUUCUGUAAACGGAAUCAUCCUUUAAAAAAUAUAUUUUUUACUAAUAUAGCAGUAGUUUAUGCACAGCUAGAUUUUCAAUCUAGGAUACUUUGCAGUUCACAAAAUCUCUGGAACACCAAAAUAUUUUAAUUUUGCUCAGCUUCUAUUUUCUUCUGGCUGAUUAUUAUACUAUGCAAUUUUCUACACCUGAAGCCCCCAUAACAUUGUAUAAUUACAUUAUGCAGCCUUGUACAAUAUUGGCUUUUGCCUAACUCAGAAAUCCUCCUUAUAAUUCCAAAAACGAUGUAAUUCUUAAUUUUGGGAUUGAUUCUUUUGAAAGAGAUACGAACAGUAGGUUAAGAUUUACCCUUAAGUUAAAAGUUUUAUUUUAAAUUCAGAAAUAGGGUUGACACGUACGCUGGAAUCUGAUUUAAUUAUUCAUAGAGUAAUUACUGAUAAUAACACAAGACUCUACAGGGACAUAAAUGUAGUUUACAUAUUCAAACUGGCUGAGAAUGUAAAGAUUUGUGAAAGUUAAGAUAACAGUGCUGACUUCUAAUAUAUGUAAAAAUGUAAUAAAAUCUUGCUGUUCUGCAAAUAUCCUUGUGUAAUUAGUCUCAAUAUAAUGUGUGAAACGAAUAAUGUAAAAGCUUGGUUAGAAUUGCAAGACCAAAAUGCCAUCUUUUUAACUCCUGGGGAGGGUAUAUCUGAGGGAUUCAGUGACAAAGAGUUAACUGAGUUUCUUUCGGUUUUGCCUUUUUUGAUGCAUGUUCUGUGUGACUGCUUCUCACUGAAGUUUAGAUCUUCCUAAUGGUCGUAGAUGGGAAGGAUGGCAGUUCUUGUUGGCAAAGCUUGGACAGCGAAACUUUUCUAACCUUGAUUCAUUACACUGCUAGUGAUUGUUACCUAAACUAAAGUUUCUUUAGAUCAGGCUUCACUGUCAAACAAAAAUAAAAUUUGCUUUGUGAUGUUCA
Molecule: messenger RNA, 2118 nt
Organism: Candoia aspera
Lineage: Eukaryota; Metazoa; Chordata; Lepidosauria; Squamata; Candoiidae
Gene: RPA2
Product: replication protein A2
Exons: 9
Coding region: 169-975 (268 amino acids)
Biological process (GO): double-strand break repair via homologous recombination; nucleotide-excision repair; DNA replication
Cellular component (GO): DNA replication factor A complex; nucleus; chromosome, telomeric region
Molecular function (GO): single-stranded DNA binding
Source: RefSeq, a predicted model, not a curated record